UUUAUCUGCAGGAUGAUGAGGAACUGCUCAGUAAUCAUUCGGUGGUUUUUCAGAACAUUGCCAUUUCUUCAGAGUGGAACCAACAUUUAUCAAUAUAUUUACACUUGAUUUUGUGAUUACAGAAAACGUUUACGGAUAUAAAACAUUAAUAUUUAUUUUUAAAAUGGAUAUUGAGGUCUCGGUGAUGGAGGCUGUCAGAAGUCUGAACUGUGACCUACUUCUGGAGCUGCUCCCAGACAGCAGCCAACAGCCGCGGCUGUCCGUUGACCUGAUGCGCAAUGGUUUCUUCCUUGCGGUGGAGAGUUUGAUCAAGACAUCGGGAUUUGGCAUGCAAGGCGCCAGGAUCAUCUACCUUCUGAGGAAUCUGGGGGCACACAUCAACAGACAAAACGAGGAGGGCAACACACCGCUGAUGUGUUACCUGAAGGGUGGACAGCCGGACUGUGACGUGGUUGAGGCCUUCCUCAGGUGUAACGCUGAUUUGUACAUCGCCAACCAGCUUGGGGAAUUCCCGCUGGAGCUGCUGACCACGUCACCAGACAUCCCCGCCUUCGUCAAGGACGUUUUUCUGAGAUAUGUGCCUGGGAUAUGGGAAGCCGUGGUGCGUGAUGACGCCAUGAGUGUGAGGAGGCUGAUCAACCAAUGGGUGAGAGUGGACGUGCAGAAGAAUGGAAAAACCUUGUUACAGCUGGCUCUGGAGAUGGGCACUGAGAACAUCAUACGUGUGGUCAGUGGCAUCCGGUCCUCCAUGGAAUUUGCACACAGUGUAUUGUCUGGGGAUACACAAAUUGUGAGGAGAAUGUUGAGGCUCAAACUGAAGAUUAAUAUCAACUUUAGAAACAUGGGUGACAGAGGAAAGACGCCAAUAUUUUAUGCACUGGCCCAGGGCAACACAGAUCUAGUGCACACACUGCUGGACAGGGGAGCCAGGGUGGAUAUAACUCUAAAGGGGGAGGAUGAGAUUGACAUUCCAUUGUUUUUCACUGCCUUGGAACACCGUCCACAACUAUCAACAUCUUUACUGAAGGCCAUCAUCCCCAUGGUGCCUGUGAGAGUGGACUGUCUUUUUUACAAGGGCAAAAAUGUCCUGUUUCACUGUAUAGAGAAAUGUGUAGGUGAGCAGUUAGUGGAUUUUAUUCUCAGCAAAAGUUCCCCAUAUCUUGUCACACAGCGAAUAGAGUACAACAGAUGCCCUAGGGAAAUGGCAGAAGAAAGACAAUGUACUUGGAUGAUCAGAGCUAUUGAUAAUGCUGUUGUGAGAUGGGUGUACCAGGAAGAAGGGAUGAGUCGCCAGAUCCUCAUUUUACAAGGUUAUCAAUACAUUCCUGCUGCGUUACAGAAUAUAAAUUGUAACCAAGAAGAUGAUACAGACACUUUCUACAGAUAUCUUUCACUGUAUCAGGAACAAGUAAAUGCUCUCCAUAAGGCAGUAGAUGAAUGUGAUGAAGAAACAGUUCGAAGAAUUAUUUAUUUUCGUCACCCAGAUGAGCACAGCCUAGAACCUUGUCUAGCAGACAGUAGAAUACCUGGUGAUGGGCAACCACUUCUCCAUAAAGCUGUUCUCCGAGGGAGUGUUGGCGUGACACAGCUGUUAGCUGAGACCCUGGUCUACCAGCGCCAGCAGAGACUGGACUCUAUACGUGACCAAUAUUUCCGUACUGCCCUUCAUUAUGCUUAUGGCCUGGAGGAUGGUAAAGAGCUGGUUAGCAUGCUGUUAGAUUAUGGCGCAUCAGAAUUUUCAAUGGAUAAGGAUAAUCGGUCUCCAUUAGCAUUUAAAGACAGACGUGGACAAGAGUUGAUGAAUGAACUGCUUCAGUACCAGUACUUGCAGGAUUUCAGUGAACCAGAACCAGACCCUUGGAGUGUACCUCUACCUAUCCCUGUCAUUGAUUACUUCCUCAACACCUGCUCCCAUUCAGAAACCAACGCCACCUAUCUCUCCCCGCAAGGCAUAGAACACCUGAGCAGCCACAUGAACACCAACCACCGCCACUCUGCCCUGCCCAGCACUGAGAUUGCCCUGACAGAAGCUUCCAGAUCUGGUACACUCCUGGCCAAGUCGCACAAGUUUAAGUCAGUCUCUGAUACAAAGCUUCACAAACUGACACCGGCCAAGCCCAGCUUCGCAGCGCACAUCGCUAACUUCCCUGAUGCAGUCAAAUCAAGAUUGACUAAAAGGUCCAAUAACAAACUAAACAUGGACAGUAUUAGAAAAGACUAUAUUCCUGUUCCAAUGGACGCCCCGAGAGAUAGCGAGGAUGACUUUGAUUUCGAAGACGACGUUGCAGAUUCUAGAGACUUAUUGGAUGAAAAGGAAAUGAGAAAAUCUACUUCAUGUGUUUUACAGUAAACUGGAUUUUGAAAUUUUUGCUCGAAACAGUUGAAAAGUUAAAUUGACUGAUUUUGAUUAUCGAACAGAAUGUUUGCUAAGAAAUAUGGAUAAAUUAUAUUCAUAACAAUAAUUGUGAAAUUUUGAUUGGUAUGAUAGAAACUGAACAUUAUUAAUCUGAACAUUUAAAAAAAUUGUUAUGAUUUGUUUUUUUAGAAUGCUUUUCCUAAAUACAGGAACAUGAAUGAAAUUAUUUGGCAUUUUUAAGCGAACAAUUAUUGCAGUCAAAAUUAGUUUAAAAUUAUUGUAAAUAUCACACAAACUUAUAGCCCUGACCUAAGCAACUGUUGCUAAGUAAUCAAACAUUAUGCAGGCCCUUGUUUCCUCUGUUUAGCUUACCUGUUAUUAGUGGAUGGUUGAUUGGUAAUAAGUGCACAGAUAUGAUCAAUAUUGAUUGGGUGUUGGUUUUUACUGCACAUUUGUAUAUGGUUCUUUGUGAUUUAUGUCUGGUGCUAACUCAAAGUGUUAAUGUUAAAUUAAAAUAUGGAUAACUUUGAUUUCAAAAUGCUUUUGUAAAUCAAUUGUUAUGCUGUUUCAAUCAUGAGCUAAAAGAAAUUUUUCUGUUAAGUGUUGCGAAUCAUUUGUGUAUAUGUAGAUAUGUGAUGUUAAAUAAAAACCAUUUAAAAUUGUGUUUAACAAGCACCACCUCUAGUCAUGUAACAUUAGCUCUAUUUAAAGUUGGUUUUCAUUCAGCUAGCUGAAAGUAAACUAAAUGACCAAAUUGUAACUGACAAAGGAUGACUUUAGGUACACCCUACUUUUAGUAAAUGUACAAUUUAAGUAAAUAUGCAACAGUUAUUAAAAGAUCUACAUUUAAAGUUGAUCAACAUUUUCUUACUCAAUCUUGAAUUUCCAGUGAUUUCAUGAAAUGAAACUACUGAAAUUGAAAAUAAAGAUUAAACUAUUAAAAUUCCAAAAAGGAAUCAUCAGCUUUCUCAAGAAAAUGACUAUUUUUGUGACUUUCAAGGAAAAAACUGCGUGCAAUGUUUAACAAAUGACUAACAUUUAUUUCCAUUUUCCAACUCAUCAAGUCUUUGUAAACAAAAAGUAUUUUUAUGUACAUAACCAAUUCCCUGUAUUCUGAAAGAUAUGUUAGCAGCAAGAGUUGACGACUAGAAGCCUAUUAUCUGCACUAAAGUGCCUUGUCAGAAAUAAAUUAUUUUAAUUGUACCCCGCCAUCAAGACCUUCAGAUGUUAGGAAAUACAAAUUACAAUUAAUAUUUCAAACAGAAAUAGAACUUACACUUUGUAAAAAUCCACUCCCUCUUUAAAAUGUCCAUUCAAAAAAGUGACCCCACUAAAAUGUCCAUACAGUACUAACCAGGUUGUGAUAUUCAACUUGUUUUUGUCUCAAACAUGUACAGUUUCUAUGGAUAAUCCUGCUG
Messenger RNA from Physella acuta, 3774 nucleotides. RefSeq lists its product as uncharacterized. Lineage: Eukaryota; Metazoa; Mollusca; Gastropoda; Physidae. The record is from RefSeq and is a predicted model, not a curated record. Gene Ontology annotation, molecular function: protein binding.